This is a messenger RNA of Pipistrellus nathusii (Nathusius's pipistrelle), 1125 nucleotides long. The record is from the annotation of a GenBank genome assembly. NCBI's taxonomy places the organism in Eukaryota, Metazoa, Chordata, Mammalia, Chiroptera, Vespertilionidae.
AUGAGGGCCAAGCAAGUGAACUUGCUGACGGCGCUCAUCGCUGUCAUCCUCUUCAGCUUCUCCUGUUUCUGCAUCUCCAGGAUGACUCAGAUCAGAAAUCAAUUAAUUAAUUGCAGAAACCAUAUUUUGGAGUUUAAGGAAAGUUUUCUACGUUUACAAAACAAAACUGAAAGCAAUCGCCAACAGCUGAUGGAAGCCUUCAGUAAAAUAAAGUAUGACAACAGACAGAGUGGAAAUGCAUCCGUAAACUUAGGUGAGAAGGAAGUGAAUACAUUGGAUAAGAAUAAAACAGUGUCCAAUACAUUUGAAGUCUUAAAGUUCUUUCUCCCUCAUCUGAAGAAAGUAGACAGAAUUUAUCCUAAUGUAAUCAUCAGCAAAAAGAAAAAAGGCGUAUCUUUUGCACUUGGCAUUUCCACUGUUAAGAGACGAAAUCAUAGUUACCUGAAGCAAACGCUGACCUCACUUAUUUCCAGGAUGACACUUUUGGAGCAGAAGGACUCUGUAAUGAUCAUCUCUAUUGCAGAUAGUAACAAAGAGUAUUCAAAAUCUGUUGUUGACAUGAUUAGAAAAACAUUCAAAAGGCAAGUGAAGUCUGGAUCCUUAGAGGUCAUUUCAAUACCUGCCUUUUUUUAUCCAGACAUGUUACAUGCCAUGCAAUCAACUGAGGAUUUACAAACACUAAAGAGUUGGCGAAUGAAACAAGUUUUGGAUUUUUGUUUUUUGAUGCUGUAUGCCCAACCCAAGGCCAUGUAUUAUCUACAGCUAGAAGAUGACAUCAUAGCUAAAAAGAUGUACUUUACAAAAAUCACAGAUUUUGUUCAUAGUAUCACUUCAAAUAAUUGGUUUUAUAUUGAGUUUUCAGUUCUUGGAUUCAUAGGAAAGCUAUUUAAAUCUGAGGACUUAACUGACUUCAUACGAUUUUUUUUAAUGUUCCACAAAGAUAGACCCAUAGACUGGCUGUUGGAGGACAUUUUUAAGGUGAAGGUGUGUAACCCAGGAGAAACUUUUGAGAAAUGUGUAGAAAGAAAUAAGCAAAUUCGUAUUCAAUAUAGACCUUCCCUUUUCCAGCAUGUGGGCAUACAGUCAUCACAUCAUGGAACUAAACAAUAUUUAAAAGAAAUAUGA